AUGGCUUCCCGCAUCGCCCGUAGCGCCGCCCAAACUUGGUUCUCCGACCCUGCGACGUACCCCAUCAUUGGCAUCAUGGUGUUUGCGGGCUCCAUGGCCACCUUCGAAGGCGUGCGGUACUUGACGGCGAGCCCGGACGUGGCCUUCAGCAAGGAGAAGCGGUCCCACAUUGACUUGCGCUCGUCGGAAGACGGCGCUGCGUUCCGGUCCCACCGUAUCACCGCGGCCACGCUCAAGCUGAACCCGAUCACUCGCGAGACCGCAUAUCAAGCCGCCGCCCAAACUUGGUUCUCCGACCCUGCGACGUACCCCAUCAUUGGCAUCAUGGUGUUUGCGGGCUCCAUGGCCACCUUCGAAGGCGUGCGGUACUUGACGGCGAGCCCGGACGUGGCCUUCAGCAAGGAGAAGCGGUCCCACAUUGACUUGCGCUCGUCGGAAGACGGCGCUGCGUUCCGGUCCCACCGUAUCACCGCGGCCACGCUCAAGCUGAACCCGAUCACUCGCGAGACCGCAUAUCAAGCGUUCAAGACGCGCAACCUCUAG
Messenger RNA from Aphanomyces astaci, 543 nucleotides. RefSeq lists its product as hypothetical. The coding region runs from base 1 to 543 and encodes 180 amino acids. The transcript is spliced from 2 exons. Lineage: Eukaryota; Oomycota; Saprolegniomycetes; Saprolegniales; Verrucalvaceae. The record is from RefSeq and is a predicted model, not a curated record.